Messenger RNA from Neomonachus schauinslandi (Hawaiian monk seal), 165 nucleotides. RefSeq names its product ATP synthase subunit ATP5MJ, mitochondrial-like. Gene Ontology annotation, cellular component: mitochondrion. NCBI's taxonomy places the organism in Eukaryota, Metazoa, Chordata, Mammalia, Carnivora, Phocidae. The record is from RefSeq and is a predicted model, not a curated record.
AUGCUUCAAAGCCUUAUUAAAAAUGUUUGGAUCCACCAAGUUUAGCAGGAGAUUUGGGUAGGAAUGGGGUUGAUGGGCUUCAUGGUUUAUAAAAUCCGGAGUGCUGAUAAAAAAGGUAAAGCUUUGAAAGCUUCGAGUCCUGCACCUGCGCAUGGUUAUCUUUAA